Molecule: messenger RNA, 972 nt
Organism: Erigeron canadensis
Lineage: Eukaryota; Viridiplantae; Streptophyta; Magnoliopsida; Asterales; Asteraceae
Product: BURP domain protein RD22-like
Exons: 3
Coding region: 1-972 (323 amino acids)
Source: RefSeq, a predicted model, not a curated record
AUGGGGUUCUUACAUAUUACCACCUUUCUCUCCAUGUUGGCGUUGAUUGUGAGCCAUGCAGCAGCAGCUCAUGUGAGUAGUAGUCCUGAAGCAUAUUGGAAAUCGGUGUUGCCAAACACUCCAAUCCCCAAAUCUGUCUCCGAACUCCUCAAAAUUGAUACACCACCUGGAACCCGUGCUGAGGAAGCUCACUCCGUCAGCAUUGAUGCCAUCAUAGAUGGUCCACCAGCUACUCAUGUUGAUAUAAUUACCGGCGUUGGUGAACAUGGGGCCAAGCAUACCGGCCAUGAGUAUGUCCGAUACGAUUCAAAAGUGGCACUUUUCUUCCUUGAAAAAGACAUGUAUAGAGGCCACACAAUGAACAACUUACAAUUCACCACAACAUUAACCAUUCCAUCAUCACCUUUUUUACCCCGUGAAGUGGCAAACACGAUACCCUUUUCAUCAAACAAACUUCCCGAAUUGUACACACGUUUUUCCAUCAAACCCGAGUCUAUAGAAUCCAAAUCAAUGAAGAAAACCGUCAAUUUCUGUGAAGAGAAGGGAACGGAAGAAGAUGAGAAGUAUUGUGCAACUUCCUUAGAGGACAUGGUGGAUUUUACCACAUCUAAAUUAGGUAAAAAUGUUAAAGCUAUCUCCACAGAGGUGAUUAACGCUAACAAAGAUACCUCGUUCCAAACGUACACCAUAGACGGCUCAAGCAAAGUGGCAACAAAUAAAUUUGUGUCUUGUCACAGACAAAACUACCCGUAUGCGGUAUUCUAUUGUCACAAAGCCAUCAAUACGAGAGCGUAUAUAGUAUCCUUGUCCGGUGAAGAUGGUACAAAAGCUAAAGCACUUGCAAUAUGUCACAAAUACGCUGCAAAAUUGUAUCCUAAGGAUUUGGUGUUUAAGCAUCUGAACGUGAAACCAGGGACUUCUCCAAUUUGUCAUUUCCUACCAGAAGACCAUGUUGUCUUUGUCCCUUACUAA